UAAGUAAAUAUCCCCAAACAGAUGAUACUAGAAUUUUAAAAUAUUGAGCAAAUUUCAUAACAAAAAAUACUCAAAAAUCAUAUCCACUCCUACUGCUUCAAUUAUUUAUUAUGCAGCAUAUAAUUUCUAUUGAUGAUUCCUAAAUGCCCACCUUUAUCCUAAAUAUCUCAAAUUUCAGUGACAAAAUUGACAAAGAUCUAGCUUCAAAUUCUAGCACGUCCAAAAUUAGUUGUCUCUUGAGUCCUGCCCUUCAUAGUAACAAUCCCUGGCCACUUUCUGUUCAUUCCUACUGCUCUGAAAACUUGUAUAGCAGACAGAACAAUUGGUUUGAAGUAAAAUUUGGAUUUGAACUCUGUCACCACUUACUAGCUAUGUGACUUUGGGCAAAUUGUCCAACCUUUAUUUAUGACCCUUAAUUCCCCCAAUUGAAAAAAUGGGAAUAUUCCUCAUUGAAUUGUUUGAUAGUUUCUUAGAUGCCUCACGUGCUAUAUGCAUAAAAGAUAUUUUCUUUUUUUUCUUAUUCUUGAAAUAGUUUGGUGUACUAGUGAUAUGCUGGAAAGAACCCUGGCCAAGGGGGUAGAUUCCAGUUCUGAAACUAAUACUAACCUGGUGACAGCAGGCAAAGGCAUUUAAAUUUCCCCUAUGCACACUACAUAAACUUUCAGUAUGCACUAGUUUCUGAGAAAAGUGCUUUGUAGCCUUAAGGCAAAGUAGAAAUGUUAAUUAUUUAAAAAUCAUAUCUGGCAGCUUUAAUCUUUUGGGAAGGAAAGGAAUGUACGGCUGGGAAAUGAUUCCAUUUGUCUAAACAAACUUUCUUGGCUACCAACAUUUCCACUUGGACUUGCCAUACUAAUAGUAUUAACAAAUUCACAUUUAUAUAACACAACAGCACCUUUUACAAAUAUUGUUUCGUCUGAUCAUUACAACAACCCUGAGAGGUAGGUAUAAUUAUUAACCCCAUUUCAUAGACAAGAAAACUGAAGCAGAUGGCAAAAUAACAUCCAAGGUCACAGUGUUAGUAAUUAACUGAAACUGGAUUUGAACUCAAGUCUGCAAGACUCCAGGAACAGCGUCCUAUUCAUUGAACCACCAGGCUUCCUUUGUUGUGUUCAUUUUACAGAUCAGUAAUACUGAGGAACAAAAAAAGCACAGAAUCUCCCAGAGAUCCCUAAAUCCACUCCAGAGAACGUGAAUUGUCUUCCCCGCUGCUGCGUCAAUCAGCGCCAGCGCAGAGCGCAGGCGCUCCUCGGCUUGCGGGGGUCACGUGAAGGGCAAAUAUGGCGGCGCCCAGCAGAGGCCCGCCCACGUUGCUGUAAACGCUGCAGAGGAGGCUACCCUUGCGACUUCUAUGCUGUGGGCUUGGAGCCCUACCAGGCCUCAAGAUGGAACAUAAUCAAGAAGAUACAGAGAGAAGAUUAAGUAUCAAUGAAAUCAUAGCCAGAAGAGUGAAACAACUUCCACAAGGGGAUCAGAAUUUAUUUAUGACCGGAUCAGCUUAUGUUGGACUAAAUGCUGCUUUUUGUGGCCUAAUAGCAAAUAGUUUUUUUAGACGCGUUUUAAAUGUGACACAUGCUCGAAUAGCAUCAGCUUUACCAAUGGCUGUUCUCCCAUUUUUGUCAACCCACAUAACUUACCAGAAUGCUGUAAGUUUACCUUUGAGUUCAGAAAACAAAGAGUUUUAUUUUCUAGGUAAUCUAAGCUGUGAACUCUGUACUCUCUUAAGAGGCGGACUGACUGGUAUGAUAAUCGGAGGUAUCUACCCUGUUGUUUUGGCCAUACCAAUAAAUGGUGCUCUGGCAGCCAGGUACAACUCAGCUCCAUUACCACAGAGAGGAAAUAUUUGGACCUACUGGAUUACAGUCUCUCAACCUAUCUUUAAAAAGAUGGUCUUUCCCAUAAUGCUGCAGACUGUGUUUGCAGCGUACGUUGGUUCAAGACAGUAUGGAGUACUCAUAAAAGCACUUGAAUUACCUGAAACUGGCAUUUAAUUUCAGGAUGUUCACAAUAAUGAAAUCAAGUACACAGCUAAAGGAAGAAAAUAACAUUACGUAAAACUAAGAUACUAAUAACCAACAAAUAUGAAAAUAAAAUUGUACUUAUUACAA
Monodelphis domestica (gray short-tailed opossum) is the source of this 2105-nucleotide messenger RNA. RefSeq names its product transmembrane protein 126A (gene TMEM126A). Lineage: Eukaryota; Metazoa; Chordata; Mammalia; Didelphimorphia; Didelphidae. Gene Ontology annotation, biological process: mitochondrial respiratory chain complex I assembly. Gene Ontology annotation, cellular component: mitochondrion. The record is from RefSeq and is a predicted model, not a curated record.